Messenger RNA from Pipistrellus kuhlii (Kuhl's pipistrelle), 948 nucleotides. It is a transcript of the gene ECRG4, whose product is annotated as ECRG4 augurin precursor. The record is from RefSeq and is a predicted model, not a curated record. Lineage: Eukaryota; Metazoa; Chordata; Mammalia; Chiroptera; Vespertilionidae. The transcript has 4 exons. Gene Ontology annotation, biological process: anaphase-promoting complex-dependent catabolic process; regulation of cell population proliferation; central nervous system development. The coding region runs from base 289 to 729 and encodes 146 amino acids.
AGACCUGGGUGGGAGUUGGCAAUCCACCUCCCAUCCUUCCCAGGGGUCCUGGCCUGCCCGCUGCGCCCUGCCAGGUCCUCGGUGGUGCCUGCAUCCUGAGCAUCCCGGCCAGAGGCCAGAGAGCCGGGCUCGGCUCAGAGCCUCCGCUUGGACCACUGCCCCCCUGGCACCGCGCCACUGCCUUCGGUCCCUCCCCAAAAGGACGCAGGCCACGCCCGCCCUCCCGGCCUCAGCUCUCCCGCCAGUCCUCCCUCGGCCAGCCCAGCGCGUCCCUCCUGCCGGUGCAGCAUGGCCUCCUCGGUGCGGCCCGCCGUCCUGGCUGCCACUGCGCUGGUGCUGUUCCUGCUGCUGUGUGUGGGCCCACGCGCCACGCGUGGAAAUACACUCAAGCUGAUGCUUCAGAAGCGGGAAGCAUCCGCUCCAAAGAAAACUGAUGUGGCUGUGGCUGAGAGCAAGGCUAAAAGCUUCCUCGGCAGCCUGAGGCGCCAGCGCCGGCAGCUGUGGGACCGGACCCGGCCGGAGGUGCAGCAGUGGUACCAGCAGUUCCUCUACAUGGGCUUCGACGAGGCGAAAUUUGAAGACGACGUCGCCUACUGGCAGAGCAGAGGCCGGAACGGACAUGACUACUACGACGACCACCACCGUCACUACGACGAGGACGCUGCCAUCGGUCCCCGGAGCCCCGACAGCUUCCGGCAUGGAGCCAGCGUCAACUACGACGACUACUAACCGGGGUCCUGCCUGUCCGGUGCCAGGAGGAUCCCUCUCCUCCUCCUAACCUGGCACAGGUGGCCUCUGUCGUGCUUUGUUUCGGCUGCUCUUUUCCGCCCACUUUCUGUGACCAGAAAAAAAGCGUGCAAACAACGAAUAUAAAUGCCUUUUUAUACAGCUUAUGCAAGUGCCAGAAAGUGCAUUUCAUUAAAAAUAGCAAUAAAAGCAUUUUGUUAA